AUGGCAUCUUUAUCGAGUCUCUCCACGACGUCCCUUGACGACCAUCGUCAACACGACUGGCCUGAGCACCAUGGUCGUCGGCGCCUGAGCACCAGAAGACAACUGAUUGUCGAACGGAAGAUUCUGCGCCAGAUGACCACGCAGCUGCUUGCCAGGACUAUUUCCCGUGAAUCUUUAACCCUGCAACUGACUGAAGCCGAUGUUUGCUUCCCACUUACUCGAGAACAUCCUCAUAUUGAUUUUAAUGUUCUCGACUCAUUCAUUGCCGAAGAACGCCAGUGCAAUGUCAAACCAGUUGCAUCGAGAACGAGCUCGAAGUACCUGCCUCUGUCCGAGUCUCUCCACCUGAACAACCUUCCCACUCGGUUUUCAUUCAUGCAAGGUGACAAUGACACCACUCACUCGCACGACCUUAGCGGCCUCGUGCCCGAAGGUAAGCUGUUCAAACUGUUGUUUGCUCCCGGUAGUUCGGCUCCCUGGUGGUUGGACUGUUCUUGUCCCAAUGAUGAUGAGAUGAAAACGAUUGCCCGUGCGUUCGGUAUUCACCCGUUGACUGCUGAGGAUAUUCGUACUCAAGAACUGCGCGAAAAGGUAGAGUUGUUCCGCCAUUACUACUUUGUUUGUUUCCACACUUUUGACCAAGAUCAGGAACUGCAGGAAUAUUUGGAACCUAUCAACUUUUACAUAGUAGUAUUUGCUGAAGGCGUGCUUUCGUUCCAUUACAGCCCAGCGCCUCACCCGGUACUGGUGCGUCGUCGUAUUCGUCAAUUGAGUGACUAUGUUAAUGUACUGGCGGACUGGAUUUGUUACGCUUUGAUUGAUGACAUUGUCGAUGCUUUUGUUCCAGUUAUAGAUGCGAUUGAGUAUGAAGCAGACGCUAUCGAAGAUGCUGUAUUUGAAUUACGUGAUGUCGAUUUUGCUAAGAUGUUGGAGCGUAUUGGGGAGCUGCGUCGGAAAGUAAUGUUGUUAAUGCGCUUACUCUCUAACAAGGCCGAUGUAAUCAAGAUGUUUGCUAAGCGGUAUCAAGAAAAGCAACACUUCUGGCACCAGGAUCAGCUAACCAUGCAUCGGGGAGAGAUUGCUCUUUACUUGGGCGAUAUUCAGGAUCAUGUCCUUACAAUGUUCCAAAACCUUAACUCGUAUGAAAAAAUCUUCAGUCGGUCACACUCCAACUACUUGGCUCAGUUGCAAGUCAUGUCAUUCAACGCCAAUAAGAGGAUUAAUGAAUUGUUCUCUCAAAUUACUUUGAUUGGGACAAUCCUUGUGCCCCUCAAUCUUGUUACCGGCUUAUUUGGUAUGAAUGUCACUGUUCCUGGUGAAGCUACUGGUCUGCUUAAUUGGUGGUUUGGGAUCAUGGCUGUGUUGAUUGCAAUCAUGCUUGUUUCGUUCAUUGGUGGUCUGUAUUGGCUUAACACUGGCGUCGACACUUUGGGUCAGCCUGAACCGACGCACCGGAGAAUCAUGCGCCGGGGUUUGGGUGCCGAAGUUAAGCUGAUUAUUCUGCUGUGGACUAACGAUGAUUAA
This is a messenger RNA of Diutina rugosa, 1524 nucleotides long. Its product is annotated as magnesium transporter CorA family protein. Gene Ontology annotation, biological process: intracellular magnesium ion homeostasis; magnesium ion transmembrane transport. NCBI's taxonomy places the organism in Eukaryota, Fungi, Ascomycota, Pichiomycetes, Serinales, Debaryomycetaceae. The coding region runs from base 1 to 1524 and encodes 507 amino acids. The record is from RefSeq and is a predicted model, not a curated record. The transcript has a single exon. Gene Ontology annotation, cellular component: plasma membrane. Gene Ontology annotation, molecular function: magnesium ion transmembrane transporter activity.